Messenger RNA from Acinonyx jubatus (cheetah), 3276 nucleotides. RefSeq names its product eukaryotic elongation factor 2 lysine methyltransferase (gene EEF2KMT). Lineage: Eukaryota; Metazoa; Chordata; Mammalia; Carnivora; Felidae. The record is from RefSeq and is a predicted model, not a curated record. The coding region runs from base 2153 to 3016 and encodes 287 amino acids. The transcript is spliced from 5 exons.
UCCCCACAAAGUCCAGACAUCUGCCCCUGCACACAGAAUUGAAACUCAGGCUCCAGUCAGUCUCAGAUGGGAUCAAAUCCUGACCCAUCAGCUCCUGAGAUCUUAGAGGAGGUCAGUUAACCACCCUGAGCCUCCGUUUCCCCUUCAGUAAACCAAACAUUUCAACACAUAACAGUACCUAUUUUAUGGGAGUAGCUGAGGGUUAAAUCAGACAAUAUACAUUAUCACAUACCUGGUGCUCAGUCCUCAGUAAACACUUGAUGGAUGGGUGUUAUAGGACAGCAGUCUCUCUCUGCUGUCCACUGCCACCAUCCUUACGGGCCUGGCAAAUGCCACAGCUCUCAGACUGGCUUCCAGCUUCUUGGCCAACAAAAAUACAUUCUGCGCAGAACAGUCAAGUCUUGGGUUGUUUUUUGUGCUUUUUUUUUUUUUUGACCUUUUAUUAUAAAGUAAAACAAAGAUAUGGGAAAUCACACAAAAUAAAUGUACACAGACACCUAGGUGGCUCAGUCAGUUGAGGUCUGACAUUGGCUCAGGUCAUGAUCUCACGGCCCAUGGGUUUAAGCCCCAUUCAGACUCUCCACUCUAAGCACAGAGCCUGCUUCAGAUCCUGUGUCUCCUUCUCUCUGUCCCUCCUCUGCUCAAUGCUGCCUCUCUCUCUCCCAAAAAGAAAUAAACAUUUUUUUAAAAAUAAAAAAUAGGGGCAUGUAGGUGCUCAGUCAGUGGGCGUCUGACUUCUUCAGUUCAGGUCAUGAUCUCGCAGCUAAUGAGUUCGAGCCCUGUGUUGAGCUCUCUGCUGACAGAGCUGCUUCAGAUUCUGUCUUCCUCUCUCUGCGCACGCCCCCCCAAAUAUAAAUAAACAUUUUUUAAAUGUUUUAAAUAAAAUGAAUAAAUAAAUAAUAAAAAAAUGAAUGCACAGCUUACCAAAUUGUUGCAAGGUACCUACCAAGGUAACCACCACUCCAGUCAAGGGACAGAGCCCGAAAGCCCUCCAUCAGACCUGUCCCCUCCCAGCAAAAGUAGCCACCAUGCCUUUGGAGUAGUCACUCUCGUUUUCUCCCGCCAUGUGCACCUCCAGACACCAGCAUUUAGUCUUCUUGCCCAUUAACUAGGUUUGGUUUCAAGUGUCUCUUCAUCUGCAGGCCCCCCUGUAGCUGUUUCUUCUCUGGACCUGCCUGUGUUGAACAGGCUUAGAGAGCUUUCCACGGGUUAGCUCUGGUCACAUAUGCAUGGUGCUGUUCAGCUCGUUCUUCCAUCCUCUGUUUCCCUCUAAUUGCUGGCUGGAUUCAGAGGCCAGCUCAGACUCGAAUCCACUUAAUCCCUUUGGCAGGAACACAACAUGAGGUUCUAGGAGGCACAUCAUAUCUAUUAUGAUAGCGGUUAUGGAUGCUCAAAGCUUAGAUUCUUUGAUUCUUUGAUUUGUACCCACAAAAGGGUGGUUUUCUAAUUCUAUCAUUUUGUUUUCUUUCAUUCAUUAGUUGGAGAAAUUUUAUGAGCUAUCUCCCAUCAUCUGCUGCUUGGUUACCCACUGAUAGGGCCCACUGAGGACAGGGAGGAUACUAGCUUGAUUCCUUCCUUGUCAACAAGGUGAAUUAGUUUCCUACCAUCCCCAGAAGAGAUACAAUCCAUUGAAAAUUGUAUCUUUAUUGAGGCAUGAAGUGUUACUGUGGAAAAGCCUGGUAAUAAUUGUCUUUCCUGUUUAUGCCACACGCUCUUUACUCCUGGAUGGCCAAAGGACUCUUCCCUUUAAAGUCCAGAAUUUUAGUAGAAUAUAUCUUGAAGCUGAUUGUUUUGGGUGAGUGAUCUCAGAUGCAUUGUGUACCCCUUCAGUGUUUGUUUCACAUCUUUUUGUUUUUUCAGGAAUGUUUUGUUGAAUUAUAAUUUUUUUUAACAUUUAUUUAUUUUUGAGAAGAGAGAGACAAAGCAUGAGCGGGGGAGGAGAGAGAAAGAGGGAGACACAGAAUCCAAAACAGGCUCCAGGCUCUGAGCUGUCAGCACAGAGCCCAACGUGGGGCUCGAACUCACAGACCGCAGGAUCAUGACCUGAGCCGAAGUUGGACACUUAACCGACUGAGCCACCCAGGCGCCCCUGUUGAAUUAUAAUUUUUAAAGUUUGUUCUUUGCCUUCAUUUUCUGUAACAAGUACCUAAAAAUGGAUGCCUUAAACAACAGAAAUUUAUCAUCUCACAGUUGGAGAGGCCAGAAGUCCAAGAUCAGGGCAUUGGCCAGGCUGGUUCCUUCUGAGGGCAGAGAGGAAAGGAUGUGCUUCCGGUCUGUUUGGUUUGCCAGCAGCUGCGAUCUCCUUGUGUCUUCACAUCAUCUUCCCUCUAUGCCUCCUUCCGGAGACUCAGUCACGCUCUCGGAGAGCACAGCCAUCAUUUCCCAUGGCACCACCGGCCUGGUCACAUGGGAUGCUGCACUCUACCUUGCAGAAUGGGCCAUGCAGAACCCAGCAGCCUUUGCUCACAGGACUGUCUUAGAGCUCGGCAGCGGAGCUGGCCUUACGGGCCUGGCCAUUUGCAAGACAUGCCAUCCCAGUGCAUACAUCUUCAGUGACUGUCACAGCUGCGUCCUUGAGCAGCUCCGAGGGAACAUCCUUCUCAACGGCCUCUCAUUAGAGACAGACGUCACUGACCCUGCAAGGCACCCAGAACACAACACCUGCAACUCAGAGAGCCCCAGGGUGACGGUGGCCCAGCUGGACUGGGACGUCGUGACGGCCCCUCAGCUCGCUGCCUUCCAGCCAGAUGUCGUCAUCGCAGCAGAUGUGCUAUAUUGCCCAGAAACUGUCCUCUCCCUGGUCCGAGUCCUGCAGAGGCUCUCUGCUUACCUGAAGAACCAGCAGGCUCCUGACGCCUACAUUGCCUUCACCGUCCGCAACCCAGAGACAUGCCAGCUGUUCACUAGUGAGCUGGGCAUUGCUGGGAUCCCAUGGGAAGCAGUGCCUCAUCACGACCAGAAGCUGUUUCCCUAUGAAGAGCACUCAGAGAUGGCAAUUCUGAAACUAACUCUGUAGGUUUACAAAUGGUUUUAAAGAUUACCAUUAAAAUUAAAUCACCAUCCUGGAAAGAAUUUUUAUGUGGGAAAGCUGGUAAAAUUUCCACUGGACUUGAAUGCUUGAAGAAUGUUAAAUUCAGGGAGCGCCUGGGUGGCUCAGUCAGUUGAGCAUCCGACUUCGGCUCAGGUCAUGAUCUCAGUUUGUGAGUUCGAGCCCCACAUGAGGCUCUGUGCUAACAGCUCAGAGCCUGGAACCUACUUGGAAUUCUGUGUCUCCCU